AUGGACGCCUCAUCUGCCCAGGUGAAGGUCGUCUUCACCACCAGCGAGGAAGACCUCGUCCUCCCAGAGUCCAAGAGACAACUGCUCGUACCAGCAGAUAUCAAGCGCUAUGGCCUCUCUCGCAUCUUAAACUCCGAGUCGAUGCUGGACACUUCAUCGCCGGUCCCUCUCGAUUUCCUCGCCAACGGCACAUUUCUGAAAACGAGCAUUGAAGAAUACCUCAAGUCAAAUGGCCUGUCUCAGGAAACAACAUUGACCCUGCAAUACGUUCGCAGUCUUCUCCCUCCAGUUUACGAAGCCAGCUUUGAGCAUGACGACUGGGUCAGCGGUGUCGACGUCCUGUCGUCAACUUCUCCCGCCGGUCUGCUGGCUGGGGAUGCUGCUGUGAAUGAGCGGGUUGCCAGUGCCUCUUACGAUGGGCUUGUGAGGAUCUGGAACCCCUCAGGAACGGCAAUUGCCGUCUCUGCCGGUGGUAAAGGCGAAGGACACACCCAGCGCAUCAACGCUGUGCGAUGGCUGUCACCGACCCAGCUGGCGGCGGCUGGCUUGGAUCGAAAAGUCGUCGUCUGGGACUACAAGGAAGCGGACGAUGGCUUCUCUGGAACUCUAAAGCCCAACAUGGAACUUUGGGGCCACGGCAAGAACAUUAACGGCAUUGAUGUCAACGGCUCUACCCGGCGCAUCCUGACAGCCUCUUCAGAUGGUCGCGUUGGCUUGUGGUCCGCCUCCAAACGAACGGCGCCCCAGGCCGACCCCGAAUCCCUCCCCUCCGCUCACAGCACGAAGCGAGCCAAGCUGUCCAACGCCGGCUCUACCGCCCAGCGCGGGCCGCUGGCAAUGAUCCCCUUGCACGAGGAGGCAGUCACAGCCGCCAUCUUCCAUCCCAAGGACUCGACCGUCGCUUACUCUGCGUCCUUGGACCACACAGUCAAGACGAUUGAUCUCACAACACAGAAAGAAGUAUCCCGCCUCACCACCAUGCACCCCAUUCUCUGCGCGACGGCACUGCCUGGUGCGUCACUGGUAGCCGCUGGUUCCUCGGCACGACACAUCACCCUGCUGGACCCCCGAGAGUCUGCUGCCGCAACCGCCGCCAUGACCCUUCGAGGCCACGUCAACAUGGUUGUAUCGGUGGCUGCCUCCCCGGAAAACGACUACUCGCUCGUGUCCGGCUCGCACGACAGCACGUGCCGCGUGUGGGAUCUGCGUAGCGUCCGGCUCGCGUCGUCCGAAGAGGGCGGCGGCAGCGUCAGCGAGCCAGUCUACACCAUCGGAAGAGAGUGGCUCAAGGGCAAGAAGCUGCCACCAGCCGGAGACGGCGCCAAGGUGCUGAGCGUGGCAUGGGACAAGACGUGGGGCAUUGUAAGCGGAGGAGAGGAUAAAAAGGUUCAGAUCAAUCGGGGUAACGGGCUGCUAGCUUCAUAG
Molecule: messenger RNA, 1425 nt
Organism: Trichoderma aggressivum f. europaeum
Lineage: Eukaryota; Fungi; Ascomycota; Sordariomycetes; Hypocreales; Hypocreaceae
Exons: 2
Coding region: 1-1425 (474 amino acids)
Biological process (GO): ribosomal large subunit biogenesis; ribosome biogenesis
Cellular component (GO): PeBoW complex; preribosome, large subunit precursor
Molecular function (GO): protein binding
Source: RefSeq, a predicted model, not a curated record